CUGAGCUUUAGACUCUAGGUUCCAGAGGGUUAAACUUUGGUAUGGGGGUGAGACAGGACAGGAUUACUGUAUGUGGGAGUGUCUGGUAGAAACAAAAUGUAAGCAUGAGAAGGUGAACACUCCAAUGUACGAGCAAACCUGAAACCUCCUACAAAAGAGGAACCAACGUAUCAUUUAGUGUUGCGUCUUCAAUAAAAAGAGGAUCAGCGACUGACUAUGUUUUUCAUCAUGAUUCACUAUGUGUUGGUCGCCAUAAACACCGCAAGCAGUGAGAUACACUCUCUGAUGCACACCUGCACAGUCUUCUCCAAACCUGUGAACCUCACAGGCAUCCACGAAUUCACUGCUAUUGGUCUGCUGGACGACAGAAUGAUCUACUACUAUGACAGCACUAUUCAAAAGAAAAUUCCCAAACAGAAGUGGAUGAAGGAGAUACUCGAACAGGAAUACUGGGAUAAAGGUACAGAGUUUGAGAAGGGAGAAGAGAAGCGAUUCGAAACCCUGAUCAGCCAAAGGAGAUCAAGUCUCAAAGGCAUUCAUGUUCUUCAGUGGUUAUAUGGCUGUUUCGCUGAAGAGGAUAAAAAUGGUACCCUCCAGUUUAAGCGUAGCUUGGACAUGUUCAAUUUUGACGGAAAUGUAAUCCAGGCUGGAACACCCUCCCCUGUGACAGUGCCUUAUAACAUGAAGGAGUGCAUGGACAUGAUGAAAACUUUCCUCGUUUAUUCAACAUCAGAGCUCAUAAAUGCCUCCAUUACCAAACCACCUGAUGUGUUCAUGUUUGCAACACGAGCUAAAGAAAAAACAAACAUUGUGCUGACCUGCUUAGCCACAGGCUUUUAUCCAAAGAAUAUUACUAUGGAGAUCAAGAGAAACGGCCGUGUUCUAACAGCAGAUGAUGGGCUGCUUUCAACCGGCGUUCGUCCAAAUGACGAUGACACUCUACAAAGACGAGACCAUGUGGAGAUUCUGAGGACAGACUCUGCAAAUUACACUUGCAGAGUCACCAAUAAAAAAUUCGGUAUAGAUGCUGAGAAGACCUGGGAUCGACAUCUUCCUUUAAAUGAUGACGCAGGAGGAGCUAUUGCUGUUGGCGUUGUUGUUGUUGGAGUCGUCUUGCUUGUGCUUGUGUUUGUCCUAGUGGUGAUUGUGUUCAAGAGAAAUCUUUGUUUUUCUGUAGGAACUUCACAAGAAAAUCCUUCUGUUUCUUCAACUCCUACCAUAAGUUCAGAAAAUAGUCCUUUGAUCAAACUCCCAAGAGCGGUGUCAUCCCCGAGGGGAAUUCCCAACCAAAGAACACCAAACCCCUCAUUAAGAAGAUCAAUGUCUGACCCCACGAAGAAGACCAACAACAAGAAGACAUUUUAUUCCAGCAUUUAGCAGUCUAAAGAUUAGGGAAGUGUUAAGUUAAAGUUAAAACAGUAAAGAAAACAAACAUUUAAUGUUAGUUAAAAAUAUUUGUUUUAUUUUUUAACAUGUUUUUUACUACUGCAUACAUUUUUUAAAUGGCUGUCACAAAGUAUUUUAUAUAUUUGCUUAUAUGUCUAGUGUGUAUAAUGUUUAUAUGUGUAAUAUAUACAUAUAUAUAUGGAUUUUUAUAUUAAAUGAAGUUUUUUUUUAUAUUUUUAUGCUAUACUACACAUUUAUAUUUUAUUAUUAACACAUUGAUGAAAGUAUUGUUACAUUAACCACAUGGAGCUCGAGACUAGUUAAACCAGUCAGGGGAAGUUUUAUGGUACUCAUUAGUUCUUUUCCACUAGUAAACAAAGCCACAAAUUACCUUGUUGGCGGGACAAGGGUCUGAGGCAUUGACCACUCAAGCUUUAGAUUUGGUGAGGAUGACCAUACAAAGGUGCUACGGUCCUGGGGGCUUUCCCCUUUUCUGACAGAACAUUGGCCUGGAGCCAAAUAAAGCCUGCCUUAAACAUUUAUAACCAAUCAUGUUUUACUAUCCGUUGUCUGUGCAUGUCCUGAGACCCAGAGAUGUCUGUACGAGUCUGAUCCAACUUUUAAUAAAUUGACUAAAUUCCAAUUGAGUCUUUUGAUCACUUUCUUCCUCAUCAACGAACAUGCAGAGGUUAGUAGGGGCUACACUCAAUAUACAUAUACAGACAUUCAUCUACUGUAUAUAUAUAUAUAUAUAUAUAUAUAUAUAUAUAUAUAUAUAUAUAUAUAUAUAUGUGUGUGUGUGUAUAUAUAUAUACACACAUACAGCUGUAAAUGUUGAGUUUAUUCUCACGACUCCACUUGCUCGUAAAAACGGGCAUACAUUUGAUCGUCCAUUAUUUUUAUUUUUUUAUUUUUCUAUUUUGUUUAGAAGACAUCAGUGUAUUAAUAAACUGUUUUAAUGCACUCCAUAUUCAUAAUAACGUUUAUGAAAUUGAAGUUUGAUUGUAACAAAAAUAUUUACAACAGGAGUUGGUUAUAUUCCUUUUUUUUUUUUUUUUUACCGUUGUUCAGUAAACUUUGCACAUGUAGUCGGUUAAAAAAAAGAGAGAGAAAAAAUAAACACCCCCACCUUUUUUUUUUUAAAUUUGUUUCAAUAGCAUGUUUGAGUUGGGUGCAUUACACGUAACUGCCAGCGGGUGGUGCUGUUGGCGCUGCUGUGCCGUUGUGGACAAUCAACGAAAGAGUUACAUGAGGGAACUUCAUUAUUAAAGGAGUUUCGUUCUGAUUACAUGUGUUUCGGAUUUGUCCACAGGUACGUUGUUUAACUGUGUUAAAAGUGACAGGAGUGUUGCAGUCAUUUUAAAGUAAUGGAUGAUUGUUGUAGAGGAGCACUGAACGUUUCUAAACUUGUAAGAGGUGUAUUUUUCAGAAUGUGUUGUACCGCCGCCAUUUUACCUCCAUUUAGUGCCGCGGUUUCUUUGAUUUGCCCAAAAUACAUGAGUGUGUUCAUGGACUCAGUGCAGUAACACGGAAAAGUUGAAAACAGAUAACUGAAUGUAUUUGUGUGGUUACAUUGCUGCUCUUUAUGAGUGUAAUUAUUUUGUUUAUUGUGAAUUCAGCUUUCAUUUGUUUAUUAUUUUUAAUAUUUGGCAUUUUAUCUCAUGUCCAUUGUCAAAGAUAACUUAACUUUAUUAUUGUAUAUGAUUAGGUCAUGGAACAUUGCCUAUUGUGAAAUUGUGUUCAAUGCAUGAUUCAUUAUUAAAGGAGCUUCGUCCUGA
Molecule: messenger RNA, 3164 nt
Organism: Oryzias melastigma (Indian medaka)
Lineage: Eukaryota; Metazoa; Chordata; Actinopteri; Beloniformes; Adrianichthyidae
Product: H-2 class I histocompatibility antigen, Q7 alpha chain
Exons: 10
Coding region: 217-1377 (386 amino acids)
Biological process (GO): immune response
Cellular component (GO): external side of plasma membrane
Source: RefSeq, a predicted model, not a curated record